CGAAUCGUCCUGACGGGCGGCCCAUGCGGCGGCAAGACCACCGCGCUGGCCAAGCUCCGUAUCCGGCUCGAGGAGCUUGGCUUUCUGGUGCUGACGGUGCCCGAGACGGCGACGAUGCUCUUCUCGGGCGGCGUUCCGCUGCCAAGCGACGAGGCGUCGGGCUUCGCCUUCCAGAAGCACCUGAUGCAGGUGCAGCGCGAGGUCGAGGACGCCUUCAUCGCGCUGGCGAAGGGGUCGGGCCGCCCGGCAGUGGUGCUGCUCGACCGCGGCUUGAUGGAUGGCAAGGCGUACAUGGAGGAGGAGCAGUGGGAGCUGCUGCUUGAGGAGCUGCAGCUGACGCCGGUGAUGCUUCGCGACCAGAGGUACGACGCCGUUGUGCACCUCGUCACCGCCGCCGACGGCGCCGCCCCCUUCUACAGCCUCGCCAACAACGAGAGCCGCACAGAAUCCGUCGAG
This is a messenger RNA of Emiliania huxleyi CCMP1516, 456 nucleotides long. RefSeq lists its product as hypothetical. The record is from RefSeq and is a predicted model, not a curated record. The transcript has a single exon. The annotation marks the transcript as partial. Lineage: Eukaryota; Haptophyta; Isochrysidales; Noelaerhabdaceae. Gene Ontology annotation, molecular function: phosphatidylinositol binding; phosphatidic acid binding; GTP binding.